ACCAGUAGAGGGAGCAUGUAACCAGCUAAGCAGGAAGCCGGGCUGUAGAGAGGAGUGGGAGGAGCUUAAGCUGUGCAUGGAUCCCAUGCACGGGAGGAUGAGAGAGCAACCCAAACUAGCCGGGCCCACGAGCUAUGAGCGAAUAGUGCUGAAGAACCCGUCCGAGCACCAUUACAUGAAGGUUCAGCUUGAAUUUAAUGGAGAAGGGGCCCAGCUCAGUGCCACACAAUUCAAGCUACUGGUAGUCUCUGCCCUGAAGAACCUGCACGGAGAGGUGGGAUCGUCUCUUCCUUUGGAUCUGUUGAGUUUUGAUGAAAAGACACUGUGUGCAGUACUGAGGGUCUGUAGCAGGGGCCUAGUGAAGUUGUGGAGCUCAUUAACACUGCUGGGGCAUUAUAAGAACCAUGAAUGCUCCAUUCGAGUGAUACAGACCUCUCCAUUCCUACUGGCGCUGGCUGGUAACAGCAGGGAACUGGAUCUGGAAUAACGCCCUCCCCUGGGCCUCAUUAUAAAGGAAGAUGCCUCUGAUUCCAGUGGUUUGGAAAGCUGCUAUUUAUGUGCCCACUAGGUCACCGCACAUCACCCGAUGGUUUCAUGUAACGUCUCAGCGGCAAUAUAGUGUAAAGGUGGGAGACUAUGCUGUACUUUCCCGAACCUUCACCCAAAAUGAUAUUCGAGUAUUCUCUGAACUCACUGGGGACACAAACCCCCUACACUCGGAUGAAGCUUUCGCUAAGGGCACGCGAUUCGGAAAGACUGUUGUGCAUGGAGUCCUAAUCAACGGCUUGGUAUCUGCCGUCCUGGGAACUAAACUGCCAGGGCCAGGCUGUGUCCUCCUCUCCCAGGAUAUCCGCUUCCCUGCACCCUUACAUAUUGGGGAGGAGGUGACUGCGACAGCACAGGUAAUGGCCCUAAAGAGAUCACUGGCCAUUGUGGCUGUGUCCUGCCUGGCAAGGGAGAGUGGCCGGACUGUCAUGGAGGGGACAGUGAAAGUGCUAGUAUCUGAAAAGAAAUCCUGUUAAAUCCCAUUCUGUGAAAUAUUCAUUGAAAGUUAUAAAUGCUGUAUGUGUGCUUUAUAAACAGCCUGUGUAUAUAUGUUAGGGUCACUAUCCCUAAAUAAAACUCCCUUUAUUCA
Xenopus tropicalis (tropical clawed frog) is the source of this 1135-nucleotide messenger RNA. It is a transcript of the gene rpp14, whose product is annotated as ribonuclease P/MRP 14kDa subunit. NCBI's taxonomy places the organism in Eukaryota, Metazoa, Chordata, Amphibia, Anura, Pipidae. The record is from RefSeq and is marked provisional. Gene Ontology annotation, biological process: tRNA 5'-leader removal; tRNA processing. Gene Ontology annotation, cellular component: ribonucleoprotein complex; ribonuclease P complex; endoribonuclease complex.